AUGAGUAAAGCCUUACAAUAUAAUACUAUAUCUAAGGGAGAUUAUCUCACAUAAAAGAGCAUCCCUAAUUCUGCUCCAAUGCUGAGACCCUAAUCAGAAAUGGUUAAAUAAUCUCAAGUAUCUCCUCCAGUUUAAGCUCCAACUGAUGUGAUAGCAAGUUAACCAAUUUAUAAAGAAAAGUAAGAAAAACCAUAGAAAGAUGCUCCAUUUGAGAGAAGUAUGUUUCCAUAGAGUGAAAUCCCAUUAUAAAGUGCACCUAUUAAAAGCACAAUGAUUAAUACAUAGCAGCAAAUUGCAAGCUAAUCUAAUAUUCCACAAUAGCAAUCCAAUGUAUCAAAUUAAAACUAGAUUCAAAUUUUGCAAUAAUUGAAAGGUUUACAAUUGGAAAAUUAAGAAUUAAGAGCCUAAUUGAUAAAUUAAACUCGAGAAAUAAUGAAUGCUGGAGCAUUAAAAAGUGAAAACGCAGCUCUUAGAGAGAGAGCAGAUGAGUUGAAAAUUAUUGCAGAUCACGUUAAAGAGGCUGAUGCUUAAAAUCAAGCAAUGAAACGAUAAGUGACUGAGUUAUAAACUUAAUUAGGCUAGCUUAAGGCUUAAAAUGGAGAGUUAUAGAAAGUGGCUGAUGAGGUAGAGUAGGUCAGAAAAGAAAUAGCAACUUAUAAGGCCUUUGAGAUGCAGUAUAAGGAAUUAUUAAGAUAAACUUUAUAAUUAAAGUCAGAUCAUGAUGCAUUAAAUAAACAGUUUAAUAAGUUAUUGAGUGUUUAGGACGAAAAUAAAAGAGUAAGUUAGUAAUAUGACUAAUAAGUAACUGAAAACGAGUAAUUAAGAAAAUAAUUGGCAUAAUAAGAAAAGGACAAUCAAUUAUUACUUAAUGAUAAUAUUAGUAUGAAGUAAUUAUUAGAUCAACUCAACUUUGACCAUAGAAGUUUAAGGUCUUAAUUUGCUAAAUUGCAAUAAUAAUAAUAGUCAUCAUAUGAAGAAAACCAAAAAUUGAAAGAUAACAUAUCAUAAUUGGAAUUGGAAAUUGUAUAAUUACGAUCUAGAAAUGAUGGUCUAUAAAAGUUUGUUACUGCAGUAGAUACUAGAGAACAAGAAAUAGGAACUCUAAAAUAUCAUUUAGGAAUGUGUGAAAAUAAUAUGAAAAUUGUUUAAUAAAAUUAUGAUGCUUCACUUAAAAAACUAGAAUUGUAAAGAAAAGAUAUCGAAUAAUUAAUUACUGAUAAUAAUCUGCUAAAAGGGUAGUUAGAGCAUUUAACAUUAUAAAAUAGAUAAUUAAAUGAAUUACAAUGGAAGAAUAAAGAACAAGAUCAUUAGACCAAAUAAUUGACUGAAGAAGUCAAACGAUUAAACAGUCUUUUGUUGGUAAAAAAUAAUGAAUGUAACUAAUAUAAAAAUGAUGCAUAAAGAUUUCAUUCUUAAUUAAUGAGUUUGCAGAAUACUGAAAAUUUGAACAAAAGAAUGAAUGAGUAAAUACAACAAAUGGAUUAGGACAUAUAGUUUUUACGGAAAAUGAAUUAAGAUCAAUAAAUGCAAAUUAAACAGCUAGAAGAAUUUAGAUACAAUACUAUUUAUAAUUUAAAAUCAUAAGAUUUUAGCAGUAAAUAAAAUCCUUAUUGA
Messenger RNA from Paramecium tetraurelia, 1614 nucleotides. RefSeq lists its product as uncharacterized. Lineage: Eukaryota; Ciliophora; Oligohymenophorea; Peniculida; Parameciidae. The transcript has 2 exons. The record is from RefSeq and is a predicted model, not a curated record.